AUGAAUGACUUUCCAGUUACUUAUCUCAACUUUAAUCAGGAUUUGACAUGCGUUGCACUUGGUUUAAAAACGGGUUACAAGAUUGUCAAUGUGGAGCAGAAAUUUGGUCGAUGUUGUUCUUACAAAGAUGAUUGUGUCAAUAUAAUAGAAAUGCUCUAUACCACUUCACUAAUAGCGAUUACUCCAUUAGGCAAUGAAAUAGGGUCAUCACCUAGAGAAUUGAAGAUUAAAAAUACAAAGACAAAUAGUACGAUAUGUUCAUUGUUUUUCCCAACAUCAAUAUUGAAUAUUAAAUUGACUAAUGAUUAUCUUGUUGUGGUUUUGGAAUCGCAACUAUAUAUAUAUGAAAUCAAAACGAUGAAAUUACUUCAAACGGUAAAGACCAAUUCCAAUCCACUAGGAUUGUGUACAGUGUCAUAUGAUGCAAACAAUUGUUUAUUAGCAUAUCCUUCUCCACCUAGUGCUACAGAAACCCUUUCGAAUCUUCACAAUAGUCAUCAAAACAAGUCUAAUGCAAACAAAUCAGCAGGUAAUGCUACAUCCAACAAGGGAGAUUUGAUAGUUUUCAAUAUAAACAAGUUUCUUCCAAUUAUGGCGAUAAGUGCUCAUAAAAAUGAUAUUGCUGCCAUGAGUUUCUCAAGUGAUGGAUCGCUCAUUGCUACUGCAUCUGAUAAAGGUACGAUUGUUCGAGUAUUUGAUACAAAUACAGGAGUUAAAUUGUUUCAAUUUCGAAGAGGAUCCUACCCCACAAAAAUAUACUCUUUGCAGUUUAGCAAUGAUAACAAGUAUGUCCUAGCUACAAGUUCAAGUCUAACGGUGCAUGUUUUCAGAUUGGGUGAAGAAGAAGCAUUGGAGAAUAAACAGAAAAAGAAAAUCAAAACAAUUGAAGAAGAACCAGAGAAUGCACGAGAGGGGGAUGAAGAUGACUCGGAUGAUAUGGAAGAUAAUAUGGACGUUGAUGAUGAGGAUGACGAGGCAGAGAUACCCACGAAACAGAGGAAACUUUCUCAAGGCUCAUCCAACUCGUUUAACAGUGUUAACUCUGAAGAUAUCAAUGCGCCAGUCGUUGAUCAAAAUAGGCUUUCCGUUGCUAGAUUAAUUAGACGAUCGUCACAAACAUUGGGUCGAAAAGCAGCACAAAAAAUGGGUGAUUAUUUGCCAUCUAGAUUUUCUUCGAUUUUGGAACCCACGAGGCAUUUUGCUUCAAUCAAGAUUGAUGCAAAAAAUAAAGACCUCAAAUCGAUUGCAAUGAUAAACAACGUGAGCAGUGGACAAGAAUCACUUUCGCUAAAUCAAGUGGAUAGUAGAGACCUGGAUCAUCUUUUACAUGUAAAUGUUGUCACUUCAGAGGGGAUUUUGUACAUAUAUGGAUUAGACCAAGAGCGUGGAGGUGAUUGUAUAUUGUUAAACCAAUACAGUUUGAUAGAGGAGUAG
Lodderomyces orthopsilosis Co 90-125 is the source of this 1434-nucleotide messenger RNA. Its product is annotated as phosphoinositide binding protein. The record is from RefSeq and is a predicted model, not a curated record. The transcript has a single exon. Gene Ontology annotation, biological process: protein localization to phagophore assembly site; nucleophagy; protein lipidation. Lineage: Eukaryota; Fungi; Ascomycota; Pichiomycetes; Serinales; Debaryomycetaceae. Gene Ontology annotation, cellular component: phagophore assembly site membrane; fungal-type vacuole membrane; extrinsic component of membrane. Gene Ontology annotation, molecular function: phosphatidylinositol-3,5-bisphosphate binding; phosphatidylinositol-3-phosphate binding; protein binding. Bases 1 to 1434 code for a protein of 477 amino acids.